UCACGUUGAAUAGAAUGAGCAAUCUGUUAGUGUAUCACAGAGAGAGAAUCAAAUGAAAAUCAAAGGCAAAAGGAAUCUGCAGUUAACCAGAAGAGUAAGGAAUGAGCUUUGACGGCGGCGUUACCGUUAUCUUCGUCACAACAAACUCCGUUAUUGCUGUUAACCGACAGCAACAACUUCCAUCGUCUCCAUCGCUAUCAGAAUGGAUCAUCUCUUGAUCCGCAAGUUCCGCCACCGCUUACUUGCUUGGCUUCACCGAUCUCGUUCCGGUAGGGUGUUCUUUGUAAGGAGAAUUCCGUACAAGGAUGUUAAAAGGGCCACUGAUGGUUUCCAGAGAGUCAUUUAUAGCAACUCUGAGGUUACUGCAUAUGCUGCCAGGUUUGGGGAGGGUGGUGGUGGUGUGUUUUUGGUCAAGGAAGUGAAAGAUUUUGGUCAACAAAAUGAUGUUUUCUGCAGACAGAUUCAAUUCUUGGGGCGCUUGCAUCAUCGCCAUCUUCUCUCCCUCAAAGGGUUUUCUGUGGGAAAACAUAAGAGACUGCUCAUAUUUGAUAACAUAGAGAAUGGAAGCUUAAAGGAGCAUCUCAAUGAUCCCUUGAAGACUCCCUUAAAUUGGAGGACGAGGUUGCAGAUUGCUAAUGAAGUUGUGGCAGCACUGGAAUACUUGUUUCUUUUCAGUGAUCCACCGGCAUAUCAUGUCUCCAUCAGCUCAAGCAAUAUUAUGUUAGAUGAGAACUUUGCAGCUAAACUAUCAGAUUUUAGCCUUCUUACUCCCAGUGCAAACUCUGUCAUGAUGCCGAAUUCAGGAGAUAGCAUGAAGCAGAAGAGUUGCAAGAUCAUAUUCCAACUCGGAGUGCUGAUACUGGAAUUGGUCACCGGCCAAUCUUCAGAGAUGGAAGGUUCAGAUUUAAUCCCAUGGAUCCAACAAUCCCGAUUUUACAAUUCCAUAGAUAAGAUGAUAGACCCUGAUCUUGGAAACAAUUAUGACUGUACGGAGCUUAAAAAUCUUCUAGCAGUGGCAAAAUUAUGUAUCAAAUCAAGGGACAAGGCUACAUUUACAAUCUCUCAAUUAUUUCGGUAUCUGCAAAGGAAGAUUGAUAUUUCCCAUGACAAGGUACGAUAGAUGGUUUUUGUUUCUUUAAAAACCUUCGGGGUUUAUUGGGAGAAUAUUUCCCUUGUGUGCAUUCCUUCACGUCUCUUGCCUCUUGGAGAGGUAGUUUGGGUUACUGGCUUACUGCGCCUGAUGCUCCUUUUGUUGAAAUUGAUCUCAGAAAUGAAAUGAUGCAAAUUCAUUAGUUGUAACUUCCGAGUGAUAAAAAAAUAGAUUGUCAAACUGUAAAUCUCACUAUCCUAAAAGGAACAAGAUGCGGUAGUCUCGUGUUUAUGAACAAGAAGCCGCCUAGAAUUGAUAUACACAGCAUUACAUAUCAAAAACAUUAGCGGUAGCAUGGCCGGCAAAACAAUUGUCCGAUCCGAUUCGGAAGAAAACGUCAUCAGUAGCCAAGCUUCUAUCAUGAAAUGUCUGUAUCAUUUCCUAUCAACUACUCAACUAGAGAGUCGGAAACAUUGUCGACGAGCCUUGGAAGUUGGAAGAGCAGAAGAUAUUGACAGAUAAGAGAAUAGUUGCCCGGGCAGGUAGAGUUGGUGUUGUAUUCGGGCUGAGUCCAAGCAUAUCUUUGCAGAAAAUAAUAUCAAACCAACUUAGAUUAAAGAUUUUAAACAUGGCUGUGAACUCCCGUAUCACUUCAAUUCUUGUGCUCGUAUAAUAUAAAAGUUUUUGCAUCCA
This is a messenger RNA of Arachis stenosperma, 1783 nucleotides long. Its product is annotated as probable receptor-like protein kinase At1g49730. The coding region runs from base 203 to 1120 and encodes 305 amino acids. Gene Ontology annotation, molecular function: ATP binding; protein tyrosine kinase activity. Gene Ontology annotation, cellular component: plasma membrane. The transcript is spliced from 7 exons. Gene Ontology annotation, biological process: protein phosphorylation. NCBI's taxonomy places the organism in Eukaryota, Viridiplantae, Streptophyta, Magnoliopsida, Fabales, Fabaceae. The record is from RefSeq and is a predicted model, not a curated record.